AUGUCUGCCAGGAGGCGUACUUUGCUGAAGGUCAUCAUUCUCGGGGAUAGCGGGUGCCGUCGGAAAGACGUCGCUCAUGAACCAAAGUUCAGCGCACAAUAUAAAGCAACCAUUGGAGCCGAUUUUCUAACGAAGGAGGUCCAAGUAGACGACAAGCUUGUAACCAUGCAGAUCUGGGAUACAGCCGGGCAGGAGCGGUUUCAGAGCCUGGGAGUGGCGUUUUACCGGGGAGCGGACUGCUGCGUGCUGGUGUACGACGUGAACGUGAUGAAGUCGUUUGAGAACCUCGACAACUGGCGGGAGGAGUUCUUGAUACAGGCCAAUCCAGCAGAGCGAGAUCUGUUCCCGUUCGUGGUGCUCGGCAACAAGAUCGACGUGGACGGUGGCAACAGCCGCGUGGUAUCGGAGAAGAAGGUGAAGGCGUGGUGCGCAGCCAAGGGCAACAUCCCCUACUUCGAAACGUCCGCCAAGGAGGACUACAACGUGGAGGCCGCCUUCCAGUGCAUCGCUAGAAACGCGCUCAAGAAUGAAACCGAGGAGGACUUCUACUUGCCAGACACAAUUGAUGUGAAUGCUGCACGGGCCACCAAGGCAUCGUCAUUCGGCAGAGGUGCUCACAGGGGUGAGGGCUCGCAGUGGGGUGAGGGCUCGCAGUGGGGUGAGGGCUCGCAGUGGGGUGAGGGCUCGCAGUGGGGUGAGGGCUCGCAGUGGGGUGAGGGCUCGCAGUGGGGUGAGGGCUCGCAGUGGGGUGAGGGCUCGCAGUGGGGUGAGGGCUCACAGUGGGGUGAGGGCUCGCAGUGGGGUGAGGGCUCGCAGUGGGGUGAGGGCUCGCAGUGGGGUGAGGGCUCGCAGUGGGGUGAGGGCUCGCAGUGGGGUGAGGGCUCGCAGUGGGGUGAGGGCUCGCAGUGGGGUGAGGGCUCGCAGUGGGGUGAGGGCUCGCAGUGGGGUGAGGGCUCGCAUAGGGGUGAGGGCUCGCAGUGGGGUGAGGGCUCGCAGUGGGGUGAGGGCUCGCAGUGGGGUGAGGGCUCGCAGUGGGGUGAGGGCUCGCAGUGGGGUGAGGGCUCGCAGUGGGGUGAGGGCUCGCAGUGGGGUGAGGGCUCGCAGUGGGGUGAGGGCUCGCAGUGGGGUGAGGGCUUGCAGUGGGGUGAGGGCUCGCAGUGGGGUGAGGGCUCGCAGUGGGGUGAGGGCUCGCAGUGGGGUGAGGGCUCGCAGUGGGGUGAGGGCUCGCAGUGGGGUGAGGGCUCGCAGUGGGGUGAGGGCUCGCAGUGGGGUGAGGGAUCGCAGUGGGGUGAGGGCUCGCAGUGGGGUGAGGGCUCGCAGUGGGGUGAGGGCUCGCAGUGGGGUGAGGGCUCGCAGUGGGGUGAGGGCUCGCAGUGGGGUGAGGGCUCGCAGUGGGGUGAGGGCUCGCAGUGGGGUGAGGGCUCGCAGUGGGGUGAGGGCUCGCAGUGGGGUGAGGGCUCGCAGUGGGGUGAGGGCUCGCAGUGGGGUGAGGGCUCGCAGUGGGGUGAGGGCUCGCAGUGGGGUGAGGGCUCGCAGUGGGGUGAGGGCUCGCAGUGGGGUGAGGGCUCGCAGUGGGGUGAGGGCUUGCAGUGGGGUGAGGGCUCGCAGUGGGGUGAGGGCUCGCAGUGGGGUGAGGGCUCGCAGUGGGGUGAGGGCUCGCAGUGGGGUGAGGGCUCGCAGUGGGGUGAGGGCUCGCAGUGGGGUGAGGGCUCGCAGUGGGGUGAGGGCUCGCAGUGGGGUGAGGGCUCGCAGUGGGGUGAGGGCUCGCAGUGGGGUGAGGGCUCGCAGUGGGGUGAGGGCUCGCAGUGGGGUGAGGGCUCGCAGUGGGGUGAGGGCUCGCAGUGGGGUGAGGGCUCGCAGUGGGGUGAGGGCUCGCAGUGGGGUGAGGGCUCGCAGUGGGGUGAGGGCUCGCAGUGGGGUGAGGGCUCGCAGUGGGGUGAGGGCUCGCAGUGGGGUGAGGGCUCGCAGUGGGGUGAGGGCUCGCAGUGGGGUGAGGGCUCGCAGUGGGGUGAGGGCUCGCAGUGGGGUGAGGGCUCGCAGUGGGGUGAGGGCUCGCAGUGGGGUGAGGGCUCGCAGUGGGGUGAGGGCUCGCAGUGGGGUGAGGACAUGCAGUGGGGUGGAGUGUUUUAA
This is a messenger RNA of Closterium sp. NIES-65, 2130 nucleotides long. The record is from the annotation of a GenBank genome assembly. Lineage: Eukaryota; Viridiplantae; Streptophyta; Zygnematophyceae; Desmidiales; Closteriaceae.